AUGAGACAAGCUACUUUUUCAAAUAAACAAGAUGCUUCAAAUUAUGUUGCUCAAUAUAUUGUAGAUAAAAUUAAUAGUUUUAGACCAACACCUUUGAAACCUUUUAUCUUAGGUUUACCAACAGGAUCAUCACCUGAAGGUAUUUAUAAGAAAUUGAUUGAAUAUUAUAAUCAAGGUAAGAUUAGUUUCCAAAAUGUUGUUACUUUUAAUAUGGAUGAAUAUGUUGGAUUAUCCCCAGUAAAUGAUCAAAGUUAUCAUUAUUUCAUGUAUAAUAAAUUUUUCAACCACAUUGAUAUACCAAAGGAAAAUAUCAAUAUCUUGAAUGGAUUAUCCAACAAUAUUGAACAAGAAUGUAAGAAUUAUGAAGAAAAAAUCAAAAAAUAUGGUAAGAUCCAUUUAUUCUUAGGUGGAUUAGGUAUUGAAGGUCAUUUAGCAUUUAAUGAAACUGGCUCUUCAAGAGAUAGUAUAACUAGAAAGAUUGAAUUAGUACCAUCAACCAUAGAAGCCAAUUCAAGAUUCUUUGAUAAUGAUUUAAAUAAAGUACCUAAAUUUGCCUUAUCAGUAGGGAUCUCCACUAUAUUAGAUAAUUCCGAAGAGAUCAUUGUUAUUAUCUUAGGUAAAAAUAAGAAAUUUGCUUUAGAUCAAACUAUCAAUGGUAAAAUGGGAUCCAAAUAUCCAAGUUCUUGGUUACAAGAUCAUCCUAAUGUGUUAUUAGUUAGUGAUUUUGAAGCUUAUCCAAAAUUGUAA
Yamadazyma jaroonii is the source of this 747-nucleotide messenger RNA. The record is from the annotation of a GenBank genome assembly. NCBI's taxonomy places the organism in Eukaryota, Fungi, Ascomycota, Pichiomycetes, Serinales, Debaryomycetaceae.